Molecule: messenger RNA, 566 nt
Organism: Teleopsis dalmanni
Lineage: Eukaryota; Metazoa; Arthropoda; Insecta; Diptera; Diopsidae
Exons: 2
Coding region: 93-422 (109 amino acids)
Source: RefSeq, a predicted model, not a curated record
UUAGUUAUACAUAUACAAAAUUUGUUAGAGAAAACACGUCUCUCUAUAACACUUUAGAAUAAAAUACUUCUAUAUUCUAUAGUUGUUUAAAAAUGGUCACUAUAGAAAUUGUGCCAAAACGAAGACGCUGGUAUCAAAAACUUUAUCUCAAGCAAAUUGGUUCUGUUUUAUUCCUUGCGUGUCUGAUUUGCGUUUUAAUCUAUAAUGUAUGCUGGAUUCUAAGUGAUGUACAGUCCAAAAUCGAGAGCUUCUGUGUAGAUUAUUUCGACAAUGUAACUAAUAAUUGUAAUUACGAUCUGUCAAUCCAUGCCGGACUACAGAAUAAGGUCGAUGAUGCGGCGGCACAAAGCGCUCUUUCUCUAAGAAAUAUCACUUGGGUUCUGAUGUACAUCAAGAAUGGAACCAGCUAUUUAUUUUCAUGAUGAACAAAAUCUAAUUUUGAAGAUAAAAUUUGGCAGUAUAAAUACAGUAAAAUAUUGUAUUUGUUAUUAUAUUUAUUAUCAAAGUGACUGAAAUAUGUGGACUUUUUGGACAUUUUUUUGGACUUAUUUUUAAAGCAAAUAAAA